CUUUGUUCUAAUGCUACUAGCGACGCUGAGAGAGCAGACUGCAAGGUAACGUGUCAAUAACGAUCGAACGUAACUAUUGUAGUGUAUUCUAGGAUGGAGGGAAAUCCGACUGAAUCAUCUGACUGGCGAAAAGGCAAGGCUCUGGUUGAGUGUCACAUGUAUAUGUGGACCAAUCACAUUGCUUGUGACGUCAUCUUUGUCGUGGGAACGGAAAAGGAAAUCAUACCAGCCCACAAGUACAUCUUGAUUACCCGGAGUAGCGUAUUCGAGGCCAUGUUCACCGGACCUUUCAGUACAACCCGUGAAAUCAUCUUAUCUGACACAGAUGCUGUUGUAUUUAAAGACAUUUUAAAAUUUCUUUACUCUGACGAGAUAGACGUCAGCUCUGAGAACGUGACCGCCAUCCUCAUCCUGGCUGAACACUACUCCCUGCAUAACCUGGAAGACAUGUGUUUUCAGUUCCUGGAAUCGCACCUGUCCACGCAAACCGCCUGCACGGCCAUGGAGACUGGCCACGCCUAUGAACGCAGUGGACUCUGGGAAAUCGCUGUGGAUUACAUCGAGAUGCACGCUUCUGAAGUUCUUCAGAUGACGUCAUCGGUAUCCAAUCUCUGCCACGACUGUCUGCAUCGCCUGAUAUCAUCCGCACAAAUAGACGUCAAAGAAAACGUCAUCUUCAAUGCCGCCAUCAAAUGGGCGGAAAGUGAAUGCGGAAAACGUGGAAGGGACGUAACUCCAGACGCCCUGAGGGAUAUCCUUGGCGAUACGCUCUUUCACAUCCGGUUUCCGUUGAUGUCUCCCGAUUUUUUCGUCAACUCUGUGUCACGCACUGGUUUACUCACGGAGGUCGAACGGAAUGCUAUUCUCGAAACGAUUCUCUGUCCCAAAUCGAAAUCUUCGUCAUUUUCCGGUGAGCCUCGGAAAUUCGUCGUACGUCGGGUUAGUAGAUACCCAGUGCACGGAGAGGAGUGGAAAUACGAUUGGUCCUAUGACGACGCGGUGGCCUUCAAAUGCGAUCGGAAAAUUCAGGUACUUGGCUGUAUUUUAUAUGGACCGAAGACAGAGGCGAAAGCUGAAUAUACCAUCAAAGCUUCCAUAAAAGGCGAAUCGCAGUUUACAACCACAGUGGAAGCUCGUUCUGAUGACGUCACAUAUGACGUCAUGUUUCCUAACGCCCUUAACGUGGAUGCUAACAUUGUCUACACAAUGACCGUGACUAUAUCAGGACCGCCGUCAUUCAAGGGUUUGUGUGGCAUGACCAAGGUUGUUGCUGACGGCGUCACGUUUUGGUUCAGCGAAACCAGUAGGAGUACAAACCACACAACUACAGCAUCUGGUCAGAUACCCGGUAUCAUUUUCAAAAUUGUAACAUGAAUCCAGGUUUCCGUAGACCUGGUGGGAGGAUUCAAAUUUGAACCUAGCGCACAGUUUUGUCUACAUUUUCCCUGGACACCUACAUGAAUAGCGAAAUAUUGUACUGUAAAAUUGUUUUAGCCUCAUCGGGGGAGGGAUUCGUCAGAACCCCUGAUCCCCCCCCCCCCCCAGCCUACACCCCUUUAAACACAGAAGUCUAUAGCAAAAAAAAAAAAGAAGGGGAAAAAAAAAAGGAAUGUCCUUUUCCAGUUAUUUAUAUUUUUUUAUUUUAUGAACAAGAAAAGUAGAGAGGUUUCUAAGCUGAAACUUUGACUUAAUUUACAGCGCAAGUGGCUAAACAUUGUCUUAUUUGCGCAACCUACUGUGUGUUCAGGAAAGCGAGUGCUCGCUGACAGUUUGGCUGGCUUCCAGCGUAUCCUAUCCUAUUAUAUAUCAUUCGUUUAACGUUAAGACGACAUCGUGAUUACUAUUUCAUCGGAUGCUAUAUGUAAUCGACUAUUCUCGUACGAGGCACUUGUAUUGUGUGGAAUUGCCUGUUUUCUUGUAACAGGCGAUUUCACCAAAAUUCUGAAAUUUGUAAUAUUUAUUUUUAAUAUCGCCCGUUUCACAGGCUCUUUUGAUUUAGGUACUGAACUAACCACAGAAGAAGAACAUUUAAAAAUUAUCUUAUUACACAAGAUCACAAACAGGGCCCGCUUUCACAAUUAAAACAUUACAAAUACAAGAGAGGAAAUUGAUAAGCAGCAAACUCGGCAAUGAAAAAGAGAUACCGGCCUCGGGUGGCGUCGUGGUUAGGCCAUCGGUCUACAGGCUGGUAGGUACUGGGUUCGGAUCCCAGUCGAGGCAUGGAAUUUUUAAUCCAGAUACCGACUCCAAACCCUGAGUGAGCAAG
This is a messenger RNA of Gigantopelta aegis, 2266 nucleotides long. RefSeq names its product BTB/POZ domain-containing protein 6-like. Bases 94 to 1374 code for a protein of 426 amino acids. Gene Ontology annotation, biological process: neurogenesis. Gene Ontology annotation, molecular function: protein binding. The record is from RefSeq and is a predicted model, not a curated record. Lineage: Eukaryota; Metazoa; Mollusca; Gastropoda; Neomphalida; Peltospiridae. Gene Ontology annotation, cellular component: cytosol. The transcript has 3 exons.